AUGUUUGACCAAUGGCGUCCGGAACAUUCUUCCAUCUUCCCCGAUGAUUUCUUCUCCCCUGGGAACUGCACCAGAUGUGACAAAGAACUCCAGGCGUUUCUUGCCGCGACAGUAGAUGUCCCGGUCUCCGGUCACCGGUCUGUGUUGUCGCCGGUCUGUGUUCAACUUAAACUCCAUAUAAUGUACUAAGGGAACUCAAGGUCGGCAGAAAAUGCAAUUGCUACUUGCUGUCACCUGCCUUGAAGCUCCAAAUUUUCGAUAUACCAACCGAAGUCUAAUGCGUUCGUUUUGCAAUUUGAAGUCCUCAAAACUUAUUUUCACCCGAAAAAGGGAACUUACGCAUGUAUAAUCUGCAACCGUACUCAAUGAUGAUGUGACAAUAUUGAAAAGAUAUUCUCACGUACGAAAUCAGCAGACGAUAUUAAUUGCCCGGAAAAUAUCCCCUCUUCUCCUACAUGGUAAUGUAUUCGGAACGUACAUCUUUUUGGAUACACACACAAUAAUUUCUUCUCCCAAACUGAUAAUUUUGGUGAUGUCAGUACCUACAAUUUCAUCAGUACAAGCUCCCGGGUUGGAGAUUUUACCUCAGACAUUCAUAGAAUGUUUAUUAAGUAUAUUUGACCCCACAAACGGAUCACGUGAUAGAUGCGCUGGACCAAGACGGGGCAUAUCGAAUCGUGGUAGGCGUUAUCGGAUUUGCGCACCAUAAUAAAUGUUAACAAUUCGGAGUGCAGUAGCAGACCAAAUUGCCGGCAGACGUCGAGCAGCCUAGAAUCCCUGCCCUCCCCCAUGGUUGUCGUUGGUUCCAAACCUCGUCAUUUGCUGUGUGGACCAGGGGUGUGGAGUGGAGUGCCUAGGUGCAGGCCCAACCGUGCCAUCCUCCUGCGUUCCCCCCGCCUCCGGUCUUCUUGACUCGGUCCUGACACCAGGUCCAGGUAGGGGAGGGUAAGAGAGAUCAGUAGAUGCUGUGCAAAUCUACUAUCACCAUAAAAUAAUUUACGCAGAAGUCACCGUUCCUGCUUAGCCUAGCCGUCAGCAAUGACUGUCAAAGUAUCAAGUAUAUGAUAAGCAUUACUGCGUGUACUGAAUCCUCAAACGAAAACAUCCGAUUUUCUUAACGCAAUAUCCGACAGAUGCGCAACUGACUCUUCAUUCGUUCUCGAAGGAAGGGCCACGUUGACUGAAUGAGGUGAAUGGGACCGGCAAAAUAUACUACAAAAUGAUUAUUAUCCUUGUUCUUGUCCAGUUGGUAGACAUUGACCACAGAAGCAACUCUUUGGAUAAUUGAGGGCUAUCAGUUGUAUGUAACUGGUUCAUCAGAUGUCUGUACAGCAGUGCAUAUCAACUACAAUGAAUGCGAUAAUAACCUACAUACGCAACGCGAUCCUGUGUGCGCCUAAGUAUUUCCUCCAAACGCCCUAUUUGAUGAAACCCACAAUUAAUCUAAUGGGGGCUGGCAGGCGACCUGUCCCUAGAAUUUGAAAACUCGGAUUUCUCGCACAUCCACUCACCGACUCAGAAACAUUUCUAACGGCCUAUUGAAGACGAACCGAUCGACCCCCUUUUCGAUUUCUACUCUGAGUCUACUUGCUAUACACAGGUCUCGUGGUGGUGUGUGUAACCUUGCUAUCUGCAACAGUUAAUGGGGAUUUCUACGCAAAUAAACUGCAGGUACUAGUAAACUGUCCAUUACUACUCACCUUAAAAUAAAAGUGUCUGUUGAAAAAUACUGACGCCUCAUCUCGUGAUAAAUGUGGUUUGGGGAGUAGACUUGCGAGAAGAUGGUAAACGAAAGCACAAUAAUGAAAUGUUUACCGAAGUGUCCAGACUGCUAGUUGGUGGAAGAGGCAGGCCGCAGUGAAAAGUUUGUCCAGUGUUAGGAACACCACGUACGCAUAUUCUCUGCCCGGUCGAGCGAUUCCCUGUAUCUAAACUUAGUUGCGAGAUAGAUUUACAUUCGAUUAGGGACGUAAAAUCGUAGCUCAACUUCUUUAAUUAAUGAACCGCAUGGAUAACAGGUAUCGCCUAGAUGCAAGAGAAUUUGCUGCAAAAGUUACUUUGCGACAAUUCAAGUAAAAUGAAGCACGAGUUCUCACCAGAACGCGCAUAGGCUGAAAUUAAUGCAGGCAUAUUAUGUUUGGUAGUCUCGAGUUAAACUGACCAGCAACCUAACAGUCUUGGCCGGCUAUUAUCCGUCUUCAAAAGUAAGCGUAGUAAUUCAUACGAAACGUCUGGGAACUAUUUCUGCUACUCAUUGAACAAUCCGUUUCUUCUUUUUCCUAUUCUUCAUUAGAUGUUUUACAUGUACACUUGAGAAAUUAGGAUUUAACAGCAGGCUUGUUUUAUGCCUGAUGUCACCUCCGUUGGUAACAUCUGCUCCUUUUAAUCAGUGACUGUCAUAAAUUGUCUAACCCCAACUGCUAUUGUCAAUGGCCAACGAAUUACAUGAGGCGUAAUUAAAGACCAUGCAGAAAAUACGCUUAUUCAAAUGGACGGAGGUUUAAAUCGAAGGAGCUAGUCGGAGUCGACAUCGAAUGUGCUAUUUCCAAGGCCGUAAAAGGAAUGCAUGAUGAAAGAUCGUCGGCGGCGAUAGCAGAAGGCUAAAAAUCAUUGAGUUUACUUACAAAUAUUGAAGGCAAAAAAGGAGGGAUGCAUCAACGAACUGAACGAAUUUAAUGGACGUGACCGCUCAUCGAAGAAGGAUUCAGGGGCAGAAAAUACGUGGAUUGGCAACUGACAAGAGACUGUCUUCUUUUCAAAAUUUCCCACGCUGAUUGGUUGACACUCCGUGAAUUCAAAGGGCGUUUCCUUGAGUGAGUGAUGCCUGCGUAAGCUGGGAAACGUGUAAGUCGUCAGGAAAUUUGACUCGGAAACCAGAAAAACCGUGGUAAAUGGUGAGACAGGAAAGGAACUCACAUGUGUUUGCGGUCGUGCCAGUACCAUGAGCUUUACAACAAAUAACAAUCCGACGGGACAAGCGUUCAGUUCAGUUCAGCCUAUAUGUUCUUGAGGAAAGUAGGCGUGAACCGUUAAGUACCCCCAUUUGCAACGUAAAGUGGAGGCAGUCUAAACAUAAACUAUUAUGGGACGAGGGUCUUAGGGGAUAGGCUAGCGUCUGUCAGACAAGCGCAUAAAUGCAGGUCAAUGCACAGCCGGUAAGAAGCAGACUUGGACACGAAGGUUUGAUGAUGUUGCUACUUCUGCUGCUGCUGCUGCUGCUGCUGCUGCUGCUGCUGAUGAUGAUGAUGAUGAUGAUGAUGAUGAGUCGGCUGACGAAAACCGGCAAUUCAUAAAUGUGUGGUGAUUAAGCCAUCAUUUUGCAUGUGGCGAUGGCCGUCAACGAAUCAUAGGGACAGAAUGGAAACACAGGUGGUGGUGGUGGUGGUGGUGAUGGUGGUGGUGGUGGUGGUGGUGGUGGUGGUGGUGGUGGUGGCUCUGGUGGUGGUGGUGGUGGUGGCGGCGGCGCUGGUAGUGGUGGCUUUGGUGGUUGUGUUGGUGGUGACAACGACGAAAACGACGAUAACGACGCCAAUGAUGAUGAUGAUGACGAUGAUGGAUACGUUGAUGAAGACCGACAGUUCAUGUUAGGGUGGUGA
Messenger RNA from Spirometra erinaceieuropaei, 3596 nucleotides. NCBI's taxonomy places the organism in Eukaryota, Metazoa, Platyhelminthes, Cestoda, Diphyllobothriidea, Diphyllobothriidae. The record is from the annotation of a GenBank genome assembly.